Hypomesus transpacificus is the source of this 1809-nucleotide messenger RNA. RefSeq names its product solute carrier family 34 member 1b (gene slc34a1b). Gene Ontology annotation, molecular function: sodium:phosphate symporter activity. Bases 1 to 1809 code for a protein of 602 amino acids. The transcript has 10 exons. Gene Ontology annotation, biological process: sodium-dependent phosphate transport; intracellular phosphate ion homeostasis. Lineage: Eukaryota; Metazoa; Chordata; Actinopteri; Osmeriformes; Osmeridae. The record is from RefSeq and is a predicted model, not a curated record. Gene Ontology annotation, cellular component: brush border; vesicle; apical plasma membrane.
AUGGAAACCCCUGGCGGCAUCAGAAAAACCUUCCUCACCUGGUCCAAGAUCCCAGCAGCCUUCCUCCUCCUCUUCCUCUUCGUGUGUUCGCUGGACAUCCUCAGCUCAGCCUUCCAGUUGGUGGGGGGUAAGGUGGCAGGGGACAUCUUCCAGGACAGCGCAGUGCUGUCUAACCCAGUAGCAGGGCUGGUGGUGGGCAUCCUGGUCACCGUGCUGGUCCAGAGUUCCUCCACCUCCACCUCCAUCAUCGUCAGCAUGGUCUCCUCUGGAUUACUGAAAGUACAGUCUGCUAUUCCCAUCAUCAUGGGCUCCAACAUCGGGACGUCAGUCACCAACACUAUCGUGGCCAUGAUGCAGGCAGGGGAGAGGAGCCAGUUUCAACGAGCAUUCGCUGGAGCCACGGUGCACGACUGCUUCAAUUGGCUGUCCGUGCUGAUGCUGCUGCCUCUGGAGGCCUUCACCGGUCUGAUUGGCUGGCUGGCCCUCAACCUGGUCAGCAGGCUCCGCCUCCAGACCGGCGAGGACGCGCCUGAGCUGCUGAAGGUGCUCACAGAACCAGUCACCAAGCUCCUCAUUCAGCUGGACAAGCGUGUGAUCCUGGGUAUCGCCAUGGGAGACCAGGGGAUGAGGAACCACAGCCUGGUGAAAAAGUGGUGUCACUCUGACCUAGUGACGUCCUUGGUGAACACAAGUGUUAGCAGUGUGGCCAACUGUAGCUCCAUCUACCCUUGCUGGCAGGAUGGUGACACAAUAUGGAUCCCUCAGAAUGUCACCACUGAGGUCAACGUCCAGAGAUGCAGGCACCUGUUCGUGGACACCCAGCUGUCAGACCUGUCUGUGGGGCUGAUUCUCCUGGCAGGCUCCCUGGCUGUGCUCUGCGCCUGUUUGGUGCUCCUGGUCAAGCUGCUCAACUCCCUCCUCCAAGGUCAAGUGGCCAAGGUCAUCCAGAAGGUCAUCAACACAGACCUCCCAUCUCCAUGUGGCUGGCUGGCAGGGUACCUGGCCAUGUGUGUGGGUGCAGGGGUAACCUUCCUGGUCCAGAGCAGCUCUGUCUUCACCUCCGCCCUCACACCACUCAUAGGUGUGGGUGUGAUCAGUCUGGAGAGGGCGUACCCACUGACUCUGGGCUCCAACAUCGGCACCACCACCACAGCCCUGCUAGCUGCCCUGGCCAGCCCGGGAGACAAGCUGGCUGCAGCUAUACAGAUUGCCUUGUGUCACUUCAUCUUCAACAUCCUGGGCAUUCUGCUGUGGUACCCGGUUCCCUCCCUGCGCUUCCCCAUCAGGAUGGCUCGCACCCUGGGUGAGCGCACCGCCAAGUACCGCUGGUUCGCCGUGCUGUACCUGCUGGUCUGCUUCCUGCUGCUGCCCUCGCUGGUCCUGGGCCUCUCGCUGGCCGGCUGGCAGGUGAUGGUGGGCGUGGGCGGCCCCUUCCUGGGUGUGACCGUCUUCAUCGCCAUGGUAAACGUGAUGCAGGUUCACAGCCCUGGGUUCCUCCCUGCGCGCCUGCAGACCUGGGACUUCCUGCCCAGCUGCAUGCACUCCCUCAAGCCCCUCGACCGCCUCAUCACCAAGGCAACCGUCCGCUGCAAGCCCACCAUGGCAACGGAGGUCGGAGACGGGGACCAACAGGCGGUGGUGACCGUUGUCACCACGGCGACCCCUGACGACCCCAAGACGGCGUCAGCCCAGAGGAAGGCGGAGCUGGCCUUUGACAACCCAGCUCUGGCCUACCUGGAUGAGACGCCCACGGGAGCUCCAGUGUUCAGACUGAGGGGGCUGGAGAGGUGCAACAGCACCCCCCUGUAG